This is a messenger RNA of Microcebus murinus (gray mouse lemur), 4985 nucleotides long. The record is from RefSeq and is a predicted model, not a curated record. NCBI's taxonomy places the organism in Eukaryota, Metazoa, Chordata, Mammalia, Primates, Cheirogaleidae.
GAUCCAGAGGGGAGUGGGGCUGGCCUGGACCCACAUGUGGUCCCACAAUAGGCUAGGCGGAGCAGGGCUGACUCCCCUUCCAGUGCUCUGCCCAGAGUGCCCUUGGUGGCCCCCUCAUGAGUCCGUCCUGAGACUGAACGAGCUCUAGUGGGGGUCUGGGAGUGGAGGGGAACCCCAGGUCCCCUAGUCCUUCCACCUGGCACAGCCAGGGCGCCUGGCACUGGGUGUGACUGAGGCAGCCUGGACUUGCUGGGAGGCUCCAGGGUGGCGCCGCACCCGCCCAGCACCCUGGACAGCGCCACGCGCUGGGCCUCCCGACAGCUGUCUACCAGCUUCGCUUUGGCUUCUCUGGGGUGGCCCCUGCUCUGAUAAAGCCGCUCUUCUGUUGUCUUCUUUGCCUCCUCUCUUAACUCCCCCUUAAAGGCAGUCCCAAGCCCAGUUCCCUCCAUUAAGCACAAAGAUUCACUCAACUCUGGCUCCCCGAGCCAGGGUGAGAGGACGUGGGACGAGGCCAGCAGGCUGGCUGCUGGCAGCCUGGGGCUGUCUCUGUCGCUCACCAGUGGGAAUGGAGGGGCCUGCAGGGGGCGCUGGACCCUUCCCCAGUUCCUCCUUGCCUGGAUCUUCUCCAGAGGGCUUUGGUGCAUUCUGGAGGGCACAACAGACGCAAGAGGUCCAGUGGAGUCCCAGGAGCAGCCAGGAAGGGGUGGACCCAGUGGCUGCCAUGGACGAGGAUCAGCUCCCCUCUGCACUGCCCGAGGAAGGUGGUGCUGCCUGGGACCCCAGCCUGGAACCUGAGGAGGAGCCCGGGGUCCAGAGUGGACCAGCCUCUGGCGAGGGCCUGGGCAGCAGCUUCAGCAGCCCAGGGCACGAGCAAAGGGGCAUGCUGGUGGGCACUGAAGAGCCCACAAAGGACCCAGAUGUGGCCCUCCGUGGCCUCAGCCUUGACCUCUCUCUCACCAAUGGCCUCGUCCUGGGGCCAGACUCGAGCAUUCUGGAAGAUUCAACAGAUCCCAGGCCCUGGAGGACUGGUGGGCUGGCAGAGGGGGACGAUGCCCCCAGGAGCCUCUGUUCAGACCCCGAGGAUCCUCAGCUGGGGCUGGGCGGUCCCGGGGAGCCAGAUGUGCGCGACGGCUUCAGUGCCACGUUUGAGAAGAUUCUGGAGUCAGAGCUGCUGCGGGGCACCCAGUACAGCAGCCUCGACUCGCUGGACGUGCUGAGCCUCACGGACGAGAGCGACAGCUGCGUCAGCUUCGAGGCCCCCCUCACGCCGCUCAUCCAGCAGCGGGCCCGCGACAGCCCUGAGCCCGGGGCCGGGCUGGGCAUUGGGGACAUGGGCCCCGAGGGGGGCAUGGGGGCAGCGGGUGGCGACGGGGAGCUGGGCAGCCCCCUGCGGCGCUCCAUCUCCAGCAGCCGCUCAGAGAACGUCCUGAGCCGCCUGUCUCUCACGGCCAUGCCCAAUGGCUUCCACGCAGACGGACCCCGGAGCCCAGGUGGGGACGAGGAUGACGAGGAGGAGGAUACGGACAAGUUGCUGAACUCGGCCAGCGACCCCAGCCUGAAGGACGGCCUGUCGGACUCGGACUCGGAGCUGAGCAGCUCGGAGGGGCUGGAGCCCGGUGGCACAGACCCGCUGGCCAACGGGUGCCAGGGGGUCAGCGAAGCUGCCCGCCGGCUGGCACGGCGCCUCUACCACCUGGAGGGCUUCCAGCGCUGCGACGUGGCCCGGCAGCUGGGCAAGAACAAUGAGUUCAGCAGGCUGGUGGCCGGGGAGUACCUCAGUUUCUUCGACUUCUCGGGCCUGACUCUGGACCGAGCGCUCAGAACAUUCCUGAAGGCUUUCCCACUGAUGGGGGAGACGCAAGAGCGUGAGCGGGUCCUUACCCACUUCUCCCGCCGGUACUGCCAAUGCAACCCUGAUGACAGCACCUCGGAAGAUGGCAUCCACACGCUCACCUGCGCCCUGAUGCUGCUCAACACAGACCUGCACGGACACAACAUCGGCAAGAAGAUGUCCUGCCAGCAAUUCAUUGCCAACUUGGACCAGUUGAAUGACGGCCAAGACUUUGCCAAAGACCUGCUGAAGACCCUUUACAACUCCAUCAAGAAUGAAAAGCUGGAAUGGGCCAUUGAUGAGGAUGAGCUGAGGAAAUCCCUGUCUGAGCUGGUGGAUGACAAGUUUGGGACAGGCAUGAAGAAGGUGACACGUAUCCUGGAUGGUGGCAACCCCUUCCUGGAUGUCCCGCAGGCUCUCAGUGCCACCACCUACAAGCAUGGCGUGCUGACCCGGAAGACUCACGCCGACAUGGAUGGCAAGAGGACGCCCCGUGGGAGGCGUGGCUGGAAGAAAUUCUACGCGGUGCUCAAAGGGACCAUCCUGUACCUGCAGAAGGAUGAGUACAGGCCGGACAAAGCUCUGUCAGAGGGCGACUUGAAGAACGCCAUUCGCGUGCACCAUGCCCUGGCCACCCGGGCCUCCGACUACAGCAAGAAAUCCAACGUGCUCAAGCUGAAGACGGCCGACUGGAGGGUCUUCCUCUUCCAGGCACCGAGCAAGGAAGAAAUGCUGUCCUGGAUCCUUAGGAUCAACCUGGUGGCGGCCAUCUUCUCGGCCCCGGCCUUCCCGGCUGCGGUCAGCUCCAUGAAGAAGUUCUGCCGGCCCCUGCUGCCCUCCUGCACCACCCGACUCUGCCAGGAGGAGCAGCUGCGGUCCCAUGAGAAUAAGUUGAGGCAGGUGACUGCAGAGCUGGCCGAGCACAGGUGCCACCCAGUCGAGAGGGGCAUCAAGUCCAAGGAGGCCGAGGAGUUCCGGCUGAAGGAGCACUAUCUCACGUUCGAGAAAAGCCGUUAUGAGACCUAUGUCCACCUCCUGGCUGUGAAAAUCAAAGUGGGCUCUGACGAUCUGGAGCGAAUUGAGGCCCGGCUGGCCACCCUGGAAGGGGACGACCCCUCUCUCCGGAAGACACACUCGAGCCCUGCCCUCAGCCAGGGCCACGGGCCUGUGACUGGCAGCAAAGCCACAAAGGAUGCCACUGGGCAUGACACUUAGCUGGGUGGCUGCGCAGGCCCUGGAGGCAGGCAGAUGCCCCCACAGGGGUCAGUGAGCACAGUUCCAGCCAGGGCCCACGCGGACCACGCUCGGGCAGUGGACGCGCAGCCAGGGGCGCGGGGAGAGCCCGUGGGCCGAGGAGAUGGCGAUGCCGUUCACGGCGCGGACCCUCCUGUAUCCUGGGCAUCUCUGCGCCUCGGACCCUCUCUCCAGCCCUCCCUCCCUGCCUCCCCGCCACAGAGCCUCCUCGUGCAGGGCAGCUGUGCGCAUGCUCGCCGGAGGAGCUGGAAGGGGCUUCCUUUUCUCACCAAGCUCCUCCCCCGUGUCCUCAUCUGCAAGGACAGGUCUGGACUGCAGGUCCCAGCGUGGCGCCCACCCGUUCUCCGCCUCCUCCCCUGAGUUGAGCAGCAGCGGGUCUGCGGACCACCAGCACCAGCCUCCCUGCCCUCCUCCCGGCGCCCCCGGCCGGGCGCGGGGCUCCCGCCUCACGUCGCGAUAAGCCAGGCCGGGCGCUCGCUCAGUGGCGAGUGGGCUGCACGCACGUGUGUGCGCACGUCUCCUGCCGCCCGCAGAGGCCCCUGCUGCCUCCUUUUUAUACAGACAUAAACGUACACAUCUAAGGAGAAUACGUGUAUAAGGAACCCCUGUAAAGACGGUCUGGGAGCGGACCACCGUCAGAGCACGAAGUCACAUAGAGGAAGACCGGUUUCGGAGCUCCGCCUGGUAGGGAGGAGGCCGCCCUGGCUGGCGCUCAGGUGGGGGCGAGGGGGAGCCGCCGACCUUCCUCGCCCCGCUCUGCCCUCUGCUGGCUGACCUGGGACUCGCACUGCUCUCACAGCUGACGCCUUUGGGAAAAACAGAGCGCGUGUGCACCACCCCAUCUGUCCCAUGGACAUUCUGGGGUGCGAGUGGGAUGGGACGAUGGCCCUGUUUAUAUCUGGGUUCCUGCGUUGGUGCUGCCAGGUCUCUGAGCUCCAGAGGUGACUUUUUGGACAGAUCUACUACUACAGGAAUAAAAGACACUCUGCCUUGCAAAUAGCCACUUGUCAACAAGCCCAAAGAUGUGUGGUGUGGUGGGGAAGGUAGUGGAAGCCACUGAUUGUUGGUCUUGGGAAAGGGUGGAAUGACAAGUUGUUGUUUUUAGGUUGCUAUUUCUUUCAUUUUUCUAGUGAACCAGAAAGGCGUAGCUAAGAACAUGUCUGGGAAGACUAGAGAACGUUGCCACGUGAUGAUCGUAGGUUAGCACCCUUUCACCCUGCAGUCCUCGGACUGGCAGGUGGGUGGUGGUGAUGGCAGGCUAGAGCGGCUGUGCUGAGCAGACCUCUCUACUGUUUACAUCACUGUAGUUCGGUCAGCAAUUGGACCUCUGUGGCCAUGUAUUUAGUUAAUAAAAUAACCCAGCCUUGCAACUAAGUACCUAACAGUUACAAGCCCUCUCACAUUGGAUGCGAAAGACGUUUGAGUACGCGGAGAGAGGUAGUGAUUUAAAUCCAGAUUAUUUAAAUUGGAUCAGCUGAAGUGUGUUUUAUAACUAAACCAUCUGGCCCCUUUGUUUUGCUCAGAGGAAGUAAAUGUUCAUUUAACUGAAAUUGAAAACGCUAUGUGGCAACAUGAAAGAGCUCUCUGUACUUUCUCCAUGCUGCCUCAAAGGUCCUUUGGUGUUCAGGGUCAGUGUCCCACCCUCCGCUCCAAGAGGGCGGGAGAGUGGAAAGCAGAGAUGCAAGCUCUGGCAGCUGCAGACAGAUGUGCUUCCCCGAGCACUGGUUGUGCCUCCCCUCAGUAAAAACAUUUUUAGUUUGCUUCCUUAAUUGUAUAAUUAUUUAUUUGUAAAUUAUAUACAUGUACUACUGUACUAAAAUAUUAUGUACAUUAUAAAACAUACACAAAAAUAGAAAUUUAAAAAAGAUGAGAUGAAAAUAAAUGUAAGUCAAAGUUCUAA